This is a messenger RNA of Trichobilharzia regenti, 2712 nucleotides long. NCBI's taxonomy places the organism in Eukaryota, Metazoa, Platyhelminthes, Trematoda, Strigeidida, Schistosomatidae. The record is from the annotation of a GenBank genome assembly.
CGCAAAACCAGCAGGCGUUUGUGAAAAUGACGAAUUCUUCUGUGGACAGAUGCCAGUGGAAUCAUCCAAAAUAUCCUAUACACACGAAAAGCGUUCAGUGCCUGAUAUUAACGAAAUCAAGUCUUCUCAUGUUCAAGAGUUCAACGAUCCGAUGACGGCAACAACAACAACAGAGAAACAUUUAAUGUAUAAAGUGCAACAAAGUUUAUUAAAAUUUAAAUCGAUAAAACAAAAGACACGCAGAUCAUUUAUUCAAAAUGAUGAUUACGGUUACUGUAUUUCAAAACAAUUACAAUGUGAUAGUAUUGUACACUGUCAUAAUGCUAGAGAUGAAUUACCUAGUCUGAGGAUGAAUCCCACAGAUUUACCCGGUCAGCUAUUACGUGCACUUGUUGGUGCGCACCUUACACCAGCUGACUUAAAUAACGUUGGAUGUACAGUAUACAAGCUAAGCAGUAGUACAAUCAUACAAAGUUAUAAUAAUGAAAAGCACAAAGGGAUUCAAAUUUCAAACACUGACGAGUCACAAGGGGGAAGUAACAAAACUAAUUUAUCCCGUUUUAUUUCAAAUAAUCCAACAGCUUCAAGUACGCUAAUAAUUGGUUGUAUUGUUCUGUGUUCAUUUAUCAUUGUCGUUCUGGGAUGCUCAUGUUAUCAGUGCUGUUAUCGUAGAAAGUUAAGAACAAUACAAGGUUCCAACAAAUCAAUAAACUAUUGGUCGUCUUCUUCGUCUACGAAAGUAACUGGAAUUCAAUACUUUUCUGAAGAACAGAUUAAAACUAGUUUAAUUCAUGCAGAGAACAACACAGAGGAAAGUAAAGAAUCCCAGUUAAACAAAACAACAGAAAAAUAUAUGAUAGGUCGUAGUGCAACUGACGGCACUUUAAGUACUCUGGCUGAAUCAUAUCCAGUAUCCCAUAGGAAUGAAAAAGCUCACAUUAGUAACUUAGAUGUGAAUAGAUCUUCCAUCUACUUAGAAAGACGACCAACAAUUUCCCAGUCACUUAGCAGAACCUCUCUUCAAUCAAGCGACCAAAAUUACAGCAAUAAUAGUAACAAUAAUAAUAAUAGCAGCACGAAAAGUGUACAUUUUGUUGUUCCUAACGUACCAUCACAAAAUUCUAACCAAUUACAUUAUUAUUACAACGCACUUAAUAAUAUGCAACCAACAUAUUUCACCUCUAUGAAUCCACAGUCAUUUGAGUAUUGUGAAAUGGUUCCUCUCAUAAGCCAACAAAAUCAACAACAGAUCCAGAUAAAUUGGCAAACGAACUCUCAACAGUUUAUUGGCUAUCCAACAAUGGAUGAAGGUCAUAUACUUACAAAAAGUCCACAAGAGUUAUUCCAGAGGAGUUUUUACUCCAAUAUCAAAGAUUCCUAUUCAAGGAUGCUGAACAGUGAUAUGUUGCCACAUAUUUGGAGGUCCUCAUUUGGCAUCGAGGCAGAUUUACUACAUCAGACUAGCAAUGACUUCACAAACAUACCGUAUCCUUUGACCACAAGAUUCUCACCUUCACAACAGCAUUCGACAAGCUGUCAUCACUCCACUUCUCUGCAAAAUCCGCCGCCGCCACCACCACCUUAUCCAAAGGAGCACAAACUAAUGAAGCUACAUACUGUGUCGUGUGAAACACAAAAACACAGAGAUGAGUGUGAAGAUCAAGUAGAUCGUUGUAUGAGAUCGUCAACAACGUUGCUUUCGAAGCACCCUACUGAAAAAGAAGCAAACGUUAAUAUGAAUACCUACUUCACAAGGAAAACUGGCAAAAGGCAUGUUGGUAACCGACGGUAUUGUGGGAGAAAACACAAAGAACAUCGACUGACAGUUAGUAAUAAUGUAAACCACUUUUCAAACAAUGAAGCGAAAAAACUGACUAUGCUUAGCAUUUAUUCUGACAGUAGUGUACCAGAAUCAAGUAAUAAAUAUGUCGUUAAACAUUGGAAAUGUCAUCACAAUGGAAAUUUGAAGAUUCCAUGUAGCAUAACACAAGUUGGUGAUUCCGAUUCCCCUGCUACAACUGACACGGGCAUUACUCAUAGCAGUAGAAAUUCUAGAAGGCGCAUCAACAGGCAUUUGGCGCAUACACGGCGUAACCAACAAAUUAACCGUGUUCAUCGACAUAAAACAUGUCAUACCCAUUCGAGAAACCGAUCAACGAAAAAUAUCAACAACAAUAUUUCUUCAAGUGAUGCUCUAUGCGUGGCAGCUGACAAAGAAGUUGAGAAUGAAAAACAUAUCAUAAGUGGCGUUAAAAUUGUUGCUUUUUCAGCUAAAACUGAAAGAUGUAUGAUGUCACACAGCGGAUCGAACCCAUCAAACUUAUCUGCUAUAACCACAGAAAAUAUGGUGAACAGCAUGAAUCGGUCGUUUUCUUCAUCUGACCUACUCUACAUUAAACAUGGGGAAUAUAUUUAAAUCACUAAGCCAAACCUAUUGUUUUGCACACAAACAACAAAAUACGCUAUUCAGCAUUGAUUUUCAAGGGGUAUGCAUGUGCUCACAUAUCAUGAGCUGAGAGUUGCAAUCACAUCAGUCAGAAAGGCGAAUACUCAAAAGAUAAGUGUGAAGAAAAAGAUUUUGUGAGAAAUGUGUUGUUAUCUAAUAUUUCAAAUGUUAUGUACAUAAGAGGACUACCUCAUUAUAACUGAAUACUUCGAACUAUAAUUUAAUCACUCAAAAAAACUCAGGAAUUUUCUUGUGUUGCUUAAAAA